This is a messenger RNA of Amyelois transitella, 6513 nucleotides long. RefSeq names its product PHAF1 protein CG7083. Gene Ontology annotation, cellular component: trans-Golgi network. Lineage: Eukaryota; Metazoa; Arthropoda; Insecta; Lepidoptera; Pyralidae. Gene Ontology annotation, biological process: Golgi to plasma membrane protein transport. The transcript has 11 exons. The coding region runs from base 150 to 1439 and encodes 429 amino acids. The record is from RefSeq and is a predicted model, not a curated record.
UGUAAUGACAGUUCCUCUGACAAAUACAAAAUGGUUGAAAACUAAAGUUGGCAAACAAAGAAAGGCAGUGUAAAUCGUGUAUAAACGUUUAAAACCGUUUUUGAAGUGAGAGUUUGGUAGUUUAGUGUGUAAUUAGUGAUUUGUGCACAAUGCUGGAUUUGGAAAUCAUCCCCGAACGUUCCCUGGGCUGCGACGCCUGGGAAUUCGUUUUAGGGAUGCAUUUCUCGCAGUCCGUGGCCAUUAUACAAAGUCAAGUCGGGACGAUACGUGGAGUACAAGUUCUAUACAGUGAUCAGAGCCCCCUGUCGGUGGACCUAGUAAUUAAUAUGCCUCAGGACGGCAUCCGGUUGAUUUUCGACCCGGUGGCGCAGAGGCUCAAGAUCAUAGAGAUAUACAAUAUGAAAUUAGUUAAACUUAGGUAUAGCGGUAUGUGUUUCAAUUCUCCUGAAAUAACGCCAUCUAUCGAACAAGUGGAGCACUGUUUCGGGGCGACGCACCCCGGGCUGUACGACUCCCAGCGCCAUCUGUUCGCGCUCAACUUCAGGGGACUGUCGUUUUAUUUCCCUGUCGAUAGCAAAUUCGAGCCGGGGUACGCGCACGGACUGGGCUCCUUGCAGUUCCCCAACGGCGGGUCGCCCGUCGUGUCCCGCACCACCAUCUACCAUGGAUCUCAACACCAGGCCAGCAGUUCAAGCGGCGGCCUCUGUCAAGCCCCACUGCCGGAUUUGCCCCUGUGCUGCUAUAGGCACCAGCUACACCUGAGACGAUGCGAUGUACUGAGAACUACCACUGCCACUCUAGGGCUGAGACUGCACAUGUUCGCUGAGGGCACGAGCAGAACUCUAGAAUCGGUCCCGCGUUCGAUCCGUCGCGUCGUACGUUUCGGCGACAGCUGUCAAAGCGUGUGUCGGGCCUUAGGAGCCCCGGCCAGAUUGUAUUAUAAAGCGGACGAUAAGAUGCGCAUACACCGCCCCACCGCUCGCCGCCGCCCGCCCCCCGCCACUGACUACUUCUUGAACUAUUUCACGCUGGGAUUGGACGUGUUGUUCGACGCCCGCACACACCAAGUGAAGAAGUUCGUACUGCACACCAACUACCCGGGGCAUUACAACUUCAACAUGUACCACCGCUGCGAGUUCCAACUGGCGGUGUUGCCUGACAAAUGCGAUCCUAACUCGCUAGUGGACAACCGUACGGCGGUCACAAUAACAGCGUACAGCAAGUGGGAGGUGGUCUCGCGAGCUUUACGCGUUUGCGAGAGGCCCGUGGUGCUCAACCGGGCUUCCUCCACCAACACCACCAACCCAUUCGGCUCCACGUUCUGCUACGGGUACCAGGACAUGAUCUUUGAGGUGAUGUCGAAUAACUACAUUGCGUCGAUAACUUUGUACCAACCAGAGGGGUCCAGGCCUCACUACGCGGUCAACUCUAUCGCGUGACACAGCCAGGUAUCACCCAGCAAAGGUAAAUAUGCGUCCUGAACACUUUUGGUUCUCAAUCUCAAAAAACAAAACCUCCACUAGUGGCAACAACACCGUACCAAUGUUGCCACAACAAAAAACAAACUUCAGUAGAAGUGACCACAUAUCCCUUACAUGAAUGAGCACCUAAGAGAAACAGUAUUUUAAAAAAAAUGUGAUAAAACCUGUGAAAAAAAAACUCAAAAAAAAAGUGAGUGACAGAUCUCAGGAGUGUAAGUUUUAAUUUAAUUCCUUAGCAUCAAUGGACGAAAUAGUAAAAAAAAGUAAUAAUUUUAUUUUAUAAAUAAUGUAAUUAAGUUUUCAAAUUGCGGACAGUUAAUGAUUAAAUUAGUCAAAUGUGUUCGUUUUUCAUUUGUGAUGUGGUGUGAUUGGCCAUGAUAUUAAAUCAUAUUUUUUUUGGCUACUGUUCAAAAUACAUUAAAUUCGGUGGCUGAGUAGACCUGUAGUUAUUUAUUUUAUGUAGUGUUUGGUUUGCUCAUAGCUAAUAUUCCAUUGAAUAUUAAAUAUUUGAAAAUUUAUAAUUUAUAAGAUGUUUUUUUUUCAUAACUACCACUAUAUGUUUGAAGGACCAAAUUUUAAUAAGAAAAAAUAUACCUUUCGCAAUACAUAACUUUUUACUCUUAUCGAAAUUUAAAUACGUAAUUAUUCGUUGUUUUUUUUUAUAUCGCAGUUUCAGCCAGUAUGAACGAUAUUGUGGCCAAUUAACACCACCACAUUAGACAUAGACUGUUGUACAUAUUUUUGAAAAAAGAAAUUGACAAAAAGUAAUAAUAUUAAAUCGAUGUAUUUUUUCUAAAGAUGAUUUUCAUGGAGAGUUUGCUAAUGAGUGUGUGAAUGUGAUUAUGAAUCUAAAAAAAUAUUUUCUCUAUGACAGCACCACAGUUCAACGUUUUUUUUAUUGAAAAGUGAGUGAGCCGAGGAAUGUUACAUAAUUUUGAAUAAUUUUAAAUAAUUAAUUUCUUAAAUUGCAUACAGUUUCGCUUUACGUUUUUUGGCAUAAUAUUUCGCAUAAAGUUGAAAAGUUAUGCGAAAUGAUGAUUAAGUUAUGACGAAAAUUGUUAUGCAAACUAAAUGUAUGCCAUUUAAUUAUAUGGGAAACAUAAGUAUCCAAUUUUGACAUGUGAAAUAUUUUAUUUUAUUUAUUUCUUGGGAGUAAAAAAUCCUACUUUUAAAAAUUAAUAACUAUGUCACUUUUAUGAAAAUAUUUUGAUGUGACAGUUUAGAUAUGUGUUCAAGAGUUAUUUUACGUUUUAUACGUAUACUACGUUUGCACACCAUAAUAUUAAUCUAAUUUGGAUUUUUAGUGACCAUUUUAGAAUAACAAGUUUAUAUACUUCUGGUAAAGUAACUCUGUUGUAUGGAUUUUAUGAUUAUGACAAAAUAAAUCUCACUUAAGCAUGAGUAAGAGCGAAGUAAAUUUAGUGUGACGUUACGGCUUUCGAAAUGCUUAAAAUAUAGUAUUUUCGAUAUACGCCCGUAUAAGUUCGUGUAGUAUGUGUGUGUGUUUGUGACACGACGUCUUUGUAACACGGUUCAGUCACAAAAUUAACAUUUUUUAGUUAUGAUCAAUUCUCAUAUAGAAAUGUCUGUCUAUUUCGAUAUCAUGGAUACUCAUUCUUAGAUAACUGCGAAAGGCUCUUUUACUUGUAAAAUGGUCGUCCAAAAUCAAUACAAUUAUUUUACAAUUGAAAACCUUUCGCAGGAAUUUUUUUAAUAAAUUAACUCGCCAAUAUAGAUGUUUCUUGUUGUUUUUGACAGCUGUAAUUUUUCCUAUAGUUUUUGUAAUUACUUGUAAGUACUUUUGUUUCGUGUAAAUGGUAAUUAACAUUUAUGAAAUAAGCUGUGGAAUAUUGUGACGUAAUAUUUUUUAUUAACAAUUCACGCACAAUUGCCGUAUGUUCUAUAUAAUCUGUCAUUUUGACAGCUGUCAAAUUUCGACAUUGAACAGGGCGUCAUGGUGUUUAAAAAGUAAAUGUACAAAUAGUUUGUCGAUGGUCGCCGUGGUAACAGUUUUAAGUCAUCCGUUUUUCUAUUACUAUCGGUAAUUAAGAUUAGCCCAGGGUUAAAGGCCACUAUUAGUUCAUUUAUUUUUACAGAUAUGACGCCUAGGAUAUAUUUUUAAUAAUCGAAAAUAGAAUGCAACUAUCAGACCUCUUUGUGCUUAUUGGCUUCUACCAGUGCCAAUCUUGUUGGACUCUUAUACACGGUGUCAAGUUAUAAUUUUGAAUAAUAUGAGCUUAAUGUAGAAAAACCGCGCGGAAGGACGGUUGUGAUGUAAAAGAAGCCUUCUGCUGGGGCGUAAUGACAUCUUGUAGGAUUUAGUGUUGCAUUAUAGGAUUUGAGCUAUUUUGGCAGUUAUUGUGUAAGGAGAUAUUAUUUUAAUUCAAAGUUAUGUCCUGCUCCUUUAGGGCAUGGGAUAAUUCGAAAUAUGAAUGUGUAAUUGUUUAAAUGCUUCAAAAUAUAUUUUUUUAUAUUUAUAGGCAGUAAACUUAGAAAUUCACGAAUGCUGUCAUACUAAUUUUCAUUCGAAGACGAAUGAAAAUUACUAUGACAGCAUUAAGGACUUUUCGUAAAGAAAGAAGAAAUUUGUGUAGGUAGGUACUUUUGAUGUGGUUAAUAAAUAUCACCUUAAACAUGAAGCUAAAAUAUGUUAUGCAAAAUUAAAAUGGUUAAUAUUGCAAACUGCUUCCCGCUUUAUAUCGGUGGAAUAAGGUCUAUAUUUAGCCACUUUUCGAAGUACUUUUACAUUUUAUUCGUCUCGUCUGAAAAUAUCCUUGCCAGUUAAAAUAGCUCAAACUAUAAACAUUUUUAUCUAUGCACAACAAAUCACUUGUGUGUGUCAUAAUUUAUAAGUGGCUGUGGUGCCAUACAAAAAAAAGUUAAAAAUUUGACAAAUAAUAUAAUAAAAAAAAGUAUUAAAUCUAAGGUAGCGAUUGCUACGAUUUCGACGUUGUGUGUAGCCAGCUGAAUUUUUUUUCUAUUGUAGAAUUUUUGUUUUAAUUUUUGGAUUUUUUUGUGCUACUCAUAAGGAUGAUAGCAGUCUUGUAAAUGUAAUUGAAGAAGUAGCUUAGGUUUAAAUGUGUAAUUUCAAAUAUACAAAGGCAAUUUACAUAAUUAUUAUAUCUUAUACCAAAAAUGUGUUCAAUUUCACUGACUAAAAGUAAUACUUUUUGAUAUAAUCAAAAAAAAAAAUUGUAAAUAGUCAGUUUUAAAAUGAAAAAAAAAGUAUUUCUGAAAAAGUGAGUUAUUUCCAGUCUUUUCACUUGCUUUCCUAUUUAGAAUUGUUUGAAGUUAUGGCGGCCGCACACAACAUCGAAUUAUUUUUAUAACGAUAAUUAGCUUACGUUUGUCUGCGUUCUGUAAAUCGCAGUUUCGUCACUUAAUUCAUAAUGUUUGUAUAUGUCAGCCUUGAAUUUGGUCAAAUAAAACGGCGUUAUCUAGGUGCAAACAUACCAAAUAUUUCUAAGGUGGAACUGACAAUGAGCUCGCCUUCGUUGAUAAAAAAAAAUCUCCAAGGAACAAAAUGUCCAUAAAAAAAAAUUUACAAGCUGCUUUGUUUUCUUUUUUUUUUGCACGGAAAAAAUUUCAUAAGACUUGAAUCAGCUUAUAUUUUUCUAAAUUAUUAUAUAGUUUCAGUGGUUUAAAUAUAAAAUAGUACUCGAAAAAAGGUAUUAUUUCACAUUUUUCUUACAGCUUGACCGGUAAUCUGAUGUUCCAAGCCUUUUAAGUAUUUGGUAUGUUUUGUAUUAAACCAGUAUUUCUCUGAUAUAUAUUUGAUGUAAUCAAUACUCAGAAAAUCAUGUUAAGCUUUACAAUAUGUUAUAAUUAUUUGUUGAUAAUACUAAUGGUAAUAGAUUCAAUUUAUAUUUAAGUUUUAUACACACGCAUAAUGCUAUAAUUUAAUCAUAUGUAAUUAUAUUUUUUAAACAGCCAUUUUGUAAUAAUAGUUGUUUUUUUUUUAAACAUCGUGCCUUUUAUGCUUAGUUAAAUGUCAAUACCUCUACAAGGAUAUAUUAAUGUCAUAUUAAAAACAACAAAUUGAUGUACGGCCACAUUGUAAAGUUUUUACUACCUACAUACGUAUCGAGGUGGUAUAAUUUAUGUGGCCCACUGUACAAUAAGUAUACACAUAAUUCAUUUUGAUAAGCAUUUUGAUUUGUGCUACCACUAGAGGUAUUGAACAGAAAAUAUAAAAUCUUGUUAUCAAUCGGUAAUAGUUAAUUUUUUAAUCCGAUUAUUGGGUCUAUUUUUUUUUUUUUGGAAUGAGGAAAAUGGCGCGACCCUACCUACUGCCACCCUACAAAGGGGACUGUUAAAUAAUAUUUUUAAUCAAGUUCUUUUUUUAAAUAUAGAAUCUGUAAUACAUUAAACAUACGUUAUAAGUGGCCAGUGCCAACUACCUCUUAAAUAGUUUUUGUUAAACGCGAUUUUUUUUACUACAUACAUAAGCCGAUUCAAAUUUUAUUCUAUAAGGCUGACAUAAUAAAAUCGUAUAAUAUAAUUGUAGAGUAUAUUAUACGUGUGUAGCGUUAUAUUAUGCAUUUAGUGAUUAACAAACUUAAUGGAUAGCUAAUAGACAAGAUCUUUCUUACAAUAUAUAAAACUAUAUUUUAAGUAGAAACAAUUGUAAUGAGGCAUAAUAUAACGAGAGCAAAUGUUUUCAAAUCGAAUUUCUCAGCCAGCUUUUACUAUUUAAAUGUUGCCAGGUAAAACUGCAAAUUUGAGAAAUAGUUUUUAAUUUAUUGCUACCAUAUUGUAAAAAUUGUUGAAAAGUCAAUUUGUUAAAGUUAUUGUGUUAUAAACGAAAUAUGAUAACAAUAGUUUGCAUUGUGUUUGUACUAAAUUUGAUCUUUGGUAUUGAAAUGGUAAAAAUGGUCUGGUAGUUAAAAUAAAGAAUUCACACUCAUUUUUAUCUUUUUGUUUGAUAAUUGGUCAAAUGCUUAGUACAAAACACAUUAUGUAAGCGAUUAAAGCACUAAAAAGCAAUGUAUGGGUGACGAGAGUUGGAAAAUAAAAACCAAAAACUGCAAUG